AUGCAAACUCAAAGAGGCGAAGAGGCAAAGUCUCGAGACUAUGUCUCAUCUAAAGACUUAUCCGAAGUCGAUUCAUUAAAACUGGAAAAUAUUAGGCUUAUGACUAGAAUCGCAGAAUUAGAACAAAUAGUAAAAGAAAAAAACGCACUUGAGACUGAGCUAAAACAGAUUAUAGAAGAAAAUGCUGAGAAAGCAAAGCUAAGAGAUGCUGAGCUCAAUGCAAGAAUCAUGGAACUAGAACGGUCAGCAAAAGAAAAUGAAAAACGAUUUGCAAAAUUGGAGCAAAAGCAAAACAAUAACGUAGAUAGAUUAGAAAAUGGCGAUAAUUCAUCCAAAAAUAAUGUUAAUAUACCCGACCUUGUUAUAAAAUCGUUAGAGGAUAAUACUCCUGCAUCUGAUAUAACUGAUGACGAUUUAAGUUUAUCUUCGGAUAAUAAUUCAUCAGAACAGUCUAAUUCAUUAUAUAAUGUAAAAACUGUUACAUUGGAAACGAAUUCAACGGAGGUAAGUGAGGAAGAAACAAAGCCUCGGAUUUAUGACUCAUUAAAUCUGAAUAUUUCAGAAAUAAGCUCCGAGUCCAAGUCACCUACUAAUCUAUUGCCUAAUCAGAAAAUUCCUUAUAAUCAAAAAGUAGAACGAGGUUUAAGACUCGAGCUAUUUAUUUGCACCAAAGAUAAUAAUCACAAGAAUAAUAAAGUAUUUGAUAUUCAAAUUCCUGAAUUUUCUUUAGAAGCGAUUUUAACAGGAUCUGUCAAUGAUGUUAAGACUGCAAAUAAUAUUGAUGACCAAUCGGCAAGAACGAUAGUGUAUAAUGAAAUAAAAUCGCUCCUUCCUGAUAUCACUGAUGUAAACUUGCGUAAAAUAACUUCCAGAGCAAAAAAAGCAUAUAUAUUAUAUGAAGGAAUAGGAAUUGAUAAAAUUAGUCAAAUAACUUACAGCGCAAGUGCUAUUUCAAGUUUAAAGGAUAAUCAAAUUCAAAAUAUUAUAAAUGAUUUUCCCAAGACAACUGAUAUGAGUUGCCAAAAAGUGAUCGGCGUGACAAAUUGUCACGCGCAUAUGUCAGAUCUAUCUAGCUCAAACGAUUCAUCAGCAGAGUUGGCACUGUCAAAAUUACCAGAAAUUGAGGUAAGUGAGGAGGCCAAGAAAACUCUACUGGAAACUGAGGCAAUCCAUGACCAUACUUACUUUCGUAAUAAGAUAUUGUGGAGUUAUUCUGAUCUAUAUAAAGAAUUUAGUAGUGCAAAAUUUGAUUAUUAUGGAAUUCAUGAGGGGUCCUUAUGUCUAGUAUGCAAGCACAGUCAUGAGGAAGGAAAAAGUGUAAAGGGUAGAUACGAAGCUGGAUCUUAUUUUAUUAAAU
This is a messenger RNA of Racocetra fulgida, 1357 nucleotides long. The record is from the annotation of a GenBank genome assembly. NCBI's taxonomy places the organism in Eukaryota, Fungi, Glomeromycota, Glomeromycetes, Diversisporales, Gigasporaceae.